UAAUUUCCAAGUAGAUUAUGUCCCUUUACAACACUAAUUCACAAACCAUAACAUAAGAAUGUCAUCAGAGUUAAGAGAACUGAAACGUUUAAAAGAUGAAGAAAGAACACUUAUAUCGCUAGCCUCGCUAUUGACUGACCAACUUAAUCGCUUAAAAGUAGAAGAAUUGGCUUUACUAAGCAAAAGGAGACUUCAGACAACUUCAGCUAAUUCACAACUUACCAUUAGUUCUAGGCAUGAUCAGAACGGGUCAAGAACAGAACAGGAAAUGUUUUUGGCAGAGGAAAUGGUUGACUUUUCAGCAACAAAUGAAGUUCAUCAACCCAGUGAGCAGCAUGACCAGGAACUUCCACAAAUAGUAUCCAUUCAAUCAGGGGACCAAGUAAUUGCGAUUAAUGAAGGUCACAUGAUUUUACCAGAAGACCAUGUGAUGGAAGUUUCUAACCAUGUGACCAGUACCAAUAGUCAUGUGAUAGAUGCACCAGAUCAUGUGGUCCAAUUAGAUUUAGCUGUUUCAAGUCAUCAGCAAGGCUCUGGUAGAGAGGCACAAGAGGAGGAGGAAGAUGAGGAUGACUGAAAGGGGAAAUAACUCUGAUUGACAAGGGGAAUAACUCUGUGAUAUGGACUGUUACCAUGGCACCAAGAAAGAGAUUCAAAUCUUUGAUACUGAUAUUGUCACUAGCAUUGUCCAAUGGAAUGUAAUGGACAGCUGAAUAUAUCAGUUGUGAAAAGUGUUCACAAGAUACAAAGGGAAACAAUUCAGAGAAAUAAUUAACAAUAAAUGA
Messenger RNA from Mytilus trossulus (common blue mussel), 785 nucleotides. RefSeq names its product snRNA-activating protein complex subunit 5-like. Gene Ontology annotation, biological process: transcription by RNA polymerase II; transcription initiation at RNA polymerase III promoter. Gene Ontology annotation, cellular component: nucleus. The record is from RefSeq and is a predicted model, not a curated record. The coding region runs from base 59 to 577 and encodes 172 amino acids. NCBI's taxonomy places the organism in Eukaryota, Metazoa, Mollusca, Bivalvia, Mytilida, Mytilidae. The transcript is spliced from 4 exons.